AUGAAUGAUGAAGGAGACGAUAUCAUCAUUGAUUUAUCUCAAUACAAAGAUAAUAGUGUCAUUUUUCAACUUACACUUGUUCAACUUUCGGGAUCUGAAACUAAUUCUGUUAAAUUACAAUUCGAUUAUGAUUUGAAUGUUGAACUUUCAGUGGUUGAUUUUUCAAGAUAUUAUAUGAAAAAUGACCCAAUUUUUGUUCCUGCACCGAGUGCUGUUGAAGAAGAUGAUAGUAUAAUAACAAGUGUAGUACUUGAUAGUACAAAGAAUACUGAUGCUAAAUCUUUUAAAGAAAUUGCCAGAGCAGAAAUGGAUCAUGGAAAAGUUGUUCCUUAUAGAUUUCAUGGAUUAUGGAACCAAUUAUGA
Messenger RNA from Scutellospora calospora, 363 nucleotides. The record is from the annotation of a GenBank genome assembly. NCBI's taxonomy places the organism in Eukaryota, Fungi, Glomeromycota, Glomeromycetes, Diversisporales, Gigasporaceae.